Molecule: messenger RNA, 519 nt
Organism: Helobdella robusta
Lineage: Eukaryota; Metazoa; Annelida; Clitellata; Rhynchobdellida; Glossiphoniidae
Exons: 5
Coding region: 1-519 (172 amino acids)
Source: RefSeq, a predicted model, not a curated record
AUGUCUGCUUCGCUAUCAGCAUCCUUAUCCUGGCAUUCUUUAAGCAGAGCAUUUGAAAUAACGUACGUAAAGAUUGCCUUCCACCUGAGCAGGCCAGAGAGUUUCGCCAUCUACAAGAAGAUGUCCCCCGAUGGUCCCUGGAUACCCUACCAGUUCUACAGCGAAUCCUGUCAAUCAACCUACAACCUUCCGAAGAACGAGAAGAUCACGGAUAUGAACGAGCACAGAGCCACGUGCACCAACGCCCACAGCGGGAUCACCCCCCUGGUAGGGGACAGGGUGACCUUCAGUACCCUCGAGGGCAGACCGAGUGGAAAACAUUUCCAUGAUAGUCCGAUGCUCCAAGAAUGGGUGACGGCCACUCACAUCCGAAUCGCCCUGAACCGGAUCAACACCCUCGGAGACCAGGCAUUCAAGGAUUCGAAGACCAUGCAAUCCUACUACUACGCCAUCUACGAUGUUGCGAUUGGAGGGAAUGGCGGACCUGGAGGUACCAGGGGUCUACGCCCCAAGUUGUGA